This is a messenger RNA of Colius striatus (speckled mousebird), 2014 nucleotides long. It is a transcript of the gene ARL8A, whose product is annotated as ADP ribosylation factor like GTPase 8A. The record is from RefSeq and is a predicted model, not a curated record. NCBI's taxonomy places the organism in Eukaryota, Metazoa, Chordata, Aves, Coliiformes, Coliidae. Gene Ontology annotation, cellular component: lysosomal membrane. The coding region runs from base 103 to 663 and encodes 186 amino acids. Gene Ontology annotation, molecular function: GTP binding; GTPase activity. The transcript has 7 exons. Gene Ontology annotation, biological process: protein transport; anterograde axonal transport.
CCGAUCGGCUCGGCUCGGCUCGGUCCCGCUCGGCUCGGCUCAGCCCGGCCCCGCACGGCUCGCCCCGGCCCCGCUCGGCGCGGCCCGGCCCGGCCCGGCACGAUGCUGGCGCUUUUCAACAAGCUGCUGGACUGGUUCCGGGCUCUCUUCUGGAAGGAGGAGAUGGAGCUGACCCUGGUGGGGCUGCAGUACUCGGGCAAGACCACCUUCGUCAACGUGAUCGCGUCAGGACAGUUCAACGAAGACAUGAUCCCAACAGUGGGCUUUAACAUGAGGAAGAUCACCAAGGGGAACGUUACUAUCAAGCUCUGGGACAUCGGCGGGCAGCCGCGGUUCCGCAGCAUGUGGGAGCGAUACUGCCGUGGAGUGAGUGCCAUCGUGUACAUGGUGGAUGCUGCUGACCAGGAGAAGAUUGAGGCCUCCAAGAAUGAACUGCACAACCUGCUCGACAAGCCUCAGCUCCAGGGCAUCCCGGUGCUCGUCCUGGGGAACAAGCGGGACCUGCCCGGUGCCUUGGACGAGAAGGAGCUCAUUGAGAAGAUGAACCUCUCAGCCAUCCAGGACCGAGAGAUCUGUUGCUAUUCCAUCUCCUGCAAAGAAAAGGACAACAUUGACAUCACCCUACAGUGGCUUAUCCAGCACUCAAAGUCCAGGAGGAGCUGAGAUCCCACGUGCCACGGCUCAGAUCGGGAAGAUGCCAUGUCCAAGCCCGUGCCCCUCCUCUCUCCUGCUCUGUCCCUCAGCUCUCUCUCUCUCUCUCUCUCUAGAUGGGUAUUUUUAGGGGCCCCCAGACUCCCCUCACCUUGAGGUGGAGCCCUUGUUUUUAUUGUAAAGAAAAUGUCCUCCUGCCCUUCUCUCCUCUCCUCUCUGCUCCUCUCUGUCUCUCCCUCCCCCUUGGCACUGGUCUGUUGUUGUCUGUGUACACACACUAUAUAUAUAUAUGUAUAUAUAUUUUAAUUUUUUAAUUUAAGCAAUGGCACUGUCCCUGAGCAGGGCCCUGGGGAGGGGGAGGGGAGGCCAGGCAGGAGGGGGAGGGCAGAGGGCAGCUCCCUAGGGCUGGGGGCUGUGCCAAGCCGUGGGCAGGUCCCCUGGGACUCUCUCUGGUCCUUCCCUGCGUGUCCUGGCUGCCCCCUCCUAGACUGGGAGCCCCCUGAGGGCUCAGGAGCAUGCCCACCCUGUCCUGGGCUGGGGGAGCUGAUGCCACUCCUCACCCUGCAAGGGCACGGGGAAUAGCCAAGACCCGCUGCCCUCAGCUCCCCCCACUGCUGCCCCACAUCUACCCCCAUGCAGGGCCCAAUCCUGCCCCACUGCCUGCUCCUGUGGCCAGCCCAGGGGCUGGUGCUGGUGCAGGGGGGGUGCCAGCUGUGCCAGAUGGCUCCUGUCUCCCCUCCCCUGCCCCAGGGGACGCCCACACACAUCCCCAAAGGCAUCAGCUGUGCCAGGCUGGGGGCUGCUGGCCCUGCCCCAGCUGUGGGCAUCACAGAGGGUGAUGUGCCCACAGAGCUGGGGGUGCCCCAUGCCCUGUCCCACACUGGGUUGGGGGCACCCAGCAGGGCAGGGGGGCACAGCUGGGGCCUUGGCUGCAGGUGGAGAAAGAGGAAGUUUUAGGGGGUCAGGAUGAGGUGUUGGGCCACUGCAGGUGGGUUGGGGACAGCUUGGGGGGGACAUGCUGGGCUGGAGGGGGGCUGUGGGAGGGUGGGGGUGGCCCAGGGCUGCAGGGCCCCUCUCACAGCCCCUUCCUCUGCCCAGCUCCAGGGUGGUGAGGAUGGGGCUGUCUCUUCUGUUCUUGUCUUUGCAGAAUUGCACAAAGAGAGGUUUCCUUUUCCUUUCUUUUUGUUUGGUUUUUAAUUUAAUGACUUGUAAAGUGUUGUAACUCCCCACCCCAACCCCCCCCCCCCCCUUUUUUUUUUUAAGAGCUAUUUUGGCUCAGAUUUGACCUCUGUUGGGAAAUGAUUCUUGUAACUGUACAAUUUUUUUGCCUCCUAAUAAUAAUAAAUGACCAAUUUUGCGUUGG